Molecule: messenger RNA, 462 nt
Organism: Monopterus albus (swamp eel)
Lineage: Eukaryota; Metazoa; Chordata; Actinopteri; Synbranchiformes; Synbranchidae
Product: histamine N-methyltransferase-like
Exons: 4
Source: RefSeq, a predicted model, not a curated record
AUGCAAGUGCCUGGUGACCAGGCCUCCCCUCACUGGGCCCGGCCGGGCUCAGCCCAAACGAUUUUAGUGUCACAGACACCAGGUUUAGAUUACAUCAAAUUUACCUGGAGCCAGAUGACUGCUUCUGAGUUUGAAUAGCACUGGGAAGUGAAAAAGACAACAAAGAAAGCUGACUUCAUUCACAUGAUACAGAUGCUAUACUUUGUGAAGGAUCCUGGAGCUACCAUCAGCUUCUUCCAGAGUCUCCUCAACAAGAAUGGGAAGCUUGUGAUCAUUCUAGUGUCUGAUGAGAGUGGCUUGGGGAAGCUGUGGCAUACUUACAAAAACCAGCUUUGUAACAAAGAACUAUCUGAGUAUCUUACCAUUGGAGACAUCAAAAGGUUCCUGGACUCCAAGGGAGUCAGCUACCAGAGCUAUAAGCUGCUAUCGCAAUUGGAUGUGAGAAAGUUGACCAUGAGAUGA